AUGUGGCCUCAGCUCACCAACCUUCUCCUCCUAAUUCUCGCCGCACCGAGUCUGGCAGCUCCUUACCGCGGUCUGCCCACCAUUCCCUUCAUCAUCCCAGGGGGGCAUCCACCAGAUCGAGUUAUUCCAACGAGCACGGCUCCAGAAGCGAUCCCAACUUCUGUCGUGCCUCUCCCGGGCUUCAACCAUCUCGCGCAGAACAAGACGCAGGCCGUUACCAAGAGCCCCGAUAGCAGUGACGCUUUCUCGGGCACGUGCGUGCAGGUCACGCUCGGCGGCCACGGGAAAAUCGGCAUGACGACGCUGGAGGGACGAUGUGUUGACGAUGCGGGCAUGUGGUGGGAUACGAGCCUGAAUCUGAACUCGUGUGUUGGCAAUGUUGGAGGUCGUUUGGUGUAUGAGGAAAACGGUGGCUUUGAUGCUACUUGCAGACCAUGCACGCUGGACUACAUUCACGACUCGGGCAGCGUGCUUCUCAAAUGCAACUGUCUGGAUCAAGUGAGGUUUCCCAGGUACACUGCUUUAGAGAUGGGACCUGGUGUUUCGAAUCUAUUCGCAGUCAGGCCAGUUAACGGGCGACUCAUUUGCGGCAACCAUGUGGGAAUGCAAAGCCCGACUUUUUUUGCUUAG
Trichoderma asperellum CBS 433.97 is the source of this 630-nucleotide messenger RNA. RefSeq lists its product as uncharacterized. NCBI's taxonomy places the organism in Eukaryota, Fungi, Ascomycota, Sordariomycetes, Hypocreales, Hypocreaceae. The record is from RefSeq and is a predicted model, not a curated record.